Aspergillus oryzae RIB40 is the source of this 2112-nucleotide messenger RNA. Its product is annotated as glycosyltransferase family 2 protein. The coding region runs from base 1 to 2112 and encodes 703 amino acids. NCBI's taxonomy places the organism in Eukaryota, Fungi, Ascomycota, Eurotiomycetes, Eurotiales, Aspergillaceae. The record is from RefSeq and is a predicted model, not a curated record. The transcript has 3 exons.
AUGGUUGACCAGCACGAGGGUCAGCAAGAUCAAGAGAAAAUAGCUGCCUUGAACAUCUAUGAAACAGAACACAACACCAACAGCUUCGAAUGCCAGGAAGAAUAUGCCAAAGGCAUGAUACCAAUCCGCCCAAAGCAUCUGUCUUUCGAGAGUUCUGAUACUGCAAAAGACUCUUCACCAUCCUUGUGUAAAGAAGCCCAAGUUGACGAGAGCCCUUCUAGUCCCACUGGCUCUUCGAACAUAGCUGUUCUUCAUAAUCGAGAUGAUGUCGAUAUCUCGACCGGGUGGAGGCGAUGGGUCUUCACCCUCGCUCCGCUCUUUACCAUCAUCAACACGGCCGUGUACUUCUUUUAUCUUGGUCUGCGUAUCUACUGUAUCGUUAUGGCACAAAGGUCGGUUGACAUCUACUAUGGCGGAGCCUGGAUCUUUGUUGCCGUUGAGAUGGCCGUGGCUAUACCCUCUAUGAUCCAUAACCUUUGGACCGUGAUGGCAUGGAAGAAAAGAAGCAGACCUAAGCUUAGGUUGACUGGAGAUAAAGUCCCCACUGUGGAUGUCUUCGUCACCUGUUGCGGAGAAGACGAUGUUGUUAUUCUUGAUACCGUCCGUGGUGCGUGUGAUCAAGACUAUCCACAGGAUAAAUUCAGGGUUAUCGUGCUGGACGACGCGAAAUCUGCAAGCCUGGCAGCUGCUGUGAAGGAGCUUGCUACAAUGUAUCCCAACAUCUUCUACAUGGCACGAGAAAAGAUUCCUGGCAAGCCACACCACUUCAAGGCCGGCAACCUCAACUAUGGCCUCGAGCAAGUGCAAUAUCUGCCUGGAGGAGCAAAUGAGUUGAUGGCCGCGCUAGACGCUGAUAUGAUCCCUGAGCGAGAAUGGUUGCGUGCUGUCCUUCCCCAUCUUCUUGUGGAUGCCAAGGUAGCCCUCGCGUGUCCUCCUCAGCUCUUCUACAACACACCGGCCUCCGAUCCCCUCGGGCAGAGUCUGGACUUCUUUGUACACAUCAUUGAGCCGAUUAAAGAUGCCCUUGGUGUGGCCUGGUGUACCGGAUCCGGCUAUAUCGUUCGCCGGGAAGCUCUUGCAGAUAUCGGAAACUUCCCUCUGGGGACCCUCACUGAAGAUGUCGCAACGUCAACUCUUAUGCUCGGCAAAGGCUGGAAAACAGUAUACAUCCACGAACCGCUUCAGUUUGGGUCAGUACCCGAAGACUACGGUGGACAUCUCAAGCAACGUACCCGAUGGGCAAUUGGGACCGUGGACACAGCUGCCAAGCUGAACUUCUGCCUCUGGGGUAAGAAUAUCCAGCAUCUGACCUUCGCUCAACGCUUCUCCGGAUUCAUCUACGCAAUCCUCAACUUGUUUACUCUCCUUCUCACUGCGUCUCUCUUUACCAUUCCCAUUAUCCUUUUAUGGGGUAAACCCCUCGUCGCGUACGCAAAUGAUGACCAACUCCACUGGCUCAUCUGGGCCUGUUUCGCCUCAACCAUCAUCAACCGACUCUGCGAAGCCACACUGUUCUCACCAGCAGGCUACCACACAGGCCAAAGAAACUCCCGAUUCCAGCUCUGGAUGGCCCCCUACAUCGCCGUCUGCAUGGUCCGCUCAUUCAUCCUCCCCAAAUGGCUCGGAGGUCAAACCCAAGCCUUCAAACCAACCGGAUCCCUCGCCUCAGCACUCAACGAGCGCGACCCCAAACUCACGAAGAACAUGUUCGUGCGCCUGCGCGUUAUGUUGCUGAACUACAUGGUGUUCUUCCAUCUCGCCUUCGUUUAUGUCACUUUGAUCGCAGUUAUCGUCUCCUCAUACCGCUGCUUCGCCAUCGAAAACGGCGCCAGAGACGUCAUCGUCUGCCUCAUCACGCAUGCCUUCUGGCCGCCUUUCGCUUUCUUCUUCAUCUGCAGCUCCAUGUGGACGCCGAUCGCCUAUGCGAUCAAUCCCCCGAUCAUGCCCGAUCGUGAGGAUCUCCUCGUGCGCGAUCAGAAGACUGGUGUUGCUCAUCCCACGGAGGAGAGUAAGCGCAUCGCGUUCGGUGGUCAGGCUGUUUGGUUCGAGUUCGAGUAUUCGGCUGCUACUAUCGCUACCGUUUUGGUCUUUGCAUACUCUUUCUUCUUUUAG